AUGGUAGAGCAACACGUGCAAAUUUCUGUAAAUGGCAGUGGUGAUGUGCCUCUAGGAAUGGAAGGCGCAGUUGACGUCUUGCUGAGAAAUUCACAGGCAAACCCUAUGUCAGAAUUCCACCAUGAAUUUUUGUCGAAUCCCAAAACAUUCAUACGAUUAUUAGAGCUUGACAAUGUCGAAGUAGAAGACACGACGACCGAAUUGCGUUGUAACAUUAGCACGUGGCAUGUUGGCCAUACACCUUCAUAUCAUGCCAUAUCCUAUGUUUGGGGUAGUACAGAGUUUAGCAAAACUAUAAAUGUUAACGGGAGAGGCCUAAAAAUAAAUAACAAUGCGGAUUACGCGUUGCGACAAGCAAAAUGGUUUGGCGUCCGAUAUGUUUGGAUGGAUUCGAUAUGUAUCGACCAACACAACAUCGAAGAAAAAGCUGAUCAGGUGAAGAUGAUGGGACAGAUAUAUCGAAACGCUUUAUGUGUCUUGGCUUGUGUAGGGUUGCAUGAUGAUGACAGCGAGCUUGUGAUGAGAUUUUUCUGCAAAGUCAAGAUCUUCAAGCCAGGACAUGGACCAUAUCGAUGGAGGCUCUAG
Messenger RNA from Botrytis byssoidea, 585 nucleotides. RefSeq lists its product as uncharacterized. NCBI's taxonomy places the organism in Eukaryota, Fungi, Ascomycota, Leotiomycetes, Helotiales, Sclerotiniaceae. The record is from RefSeq and is a predicted model, not a curated record. The coding region runs from base 1 to 585 and encodes 194 amino acids. The transcript has a single exon.